This is a messenger RNA of Terrapene triunguis (Three-toed box turtle), 979 nucleotides long. RefSeq names its product sterile alpha motif domain containing 13 (gene SAMD13). Gene Ontology annotation, molecular function: Hsp70 protein binding; ATPase activator activity. Gene Ontology annotation, cellular component: endoplasmic reticulum membrane; cytosol. The coding region runs from base 213 to 887 and encodes 224 amino acids. Gene Ontology annotation, biological process: protein refolding; positive regulation of proteasomal ubiquitin-dependent protein catabolic process. Lineage: Eukaryota; Metazoa; Chordata; Testudines; Emydidae. The record is from RefSeq and is a predicted model, not a curated record. The transcript has 2 exons.
AUACCUUAACAAAAACAUGGAGGAGCACAGAGAGACAUUUUGUAAAUCACUUUAAUAUAAACAUGUUUUCCUUUUAAAAAAUUUCUGAUAUUACUCAACCAUAUUAAACUUGAGGGACAGAGAGAGUGCCGAGAGGAAUUAGCGUUUCACUGGAUUGCCAAUGGUUGCUGAGGACAGAGACUGAAUUUUGCUGCUGAGAACAUCUUGACAAGAUGGUGAAUUAUUAUGACAUUCUAGGUAUUCAAAGAAAUGCCUCUGCAGAUGACAUUAAAAAGGCAUACCGAAAACUGGCAUUGAAGGUGCACCCUGAUAAAAACCCAGAGAACAGAGAGGCAGCAGAGAGGAAAUUCAUACAAGUCUCUAAGGCAUAUGAGGUUUUAUCUGAUGCCAAAAAACGGGAUGUCUAUGACAUGUCUAGUGAAGGAGGUAUAAGUGGAAAAGACAGAAGAGGUAGAGAUGAAGGUGGAGGGAAAGGUAGAGAGACAGGCAGGGGUGGGAGUCACUUUGAUACUGAAUUCCCAUUCAGUAGCCCCCACACAGAUGUGUUGAGAGGAAUGGACUCCUUUACAGUGAAACUCUGGGAUGAUCUACUUGAUGGGAUUUCUGGCAUUCGGCGAGGACUCCAUGGAAGAAGAAGCAGACGUGGUGAAGGAUACUCUGUCUCUAUUGCUGGAGUGUCUCCUAUUUCAGGGACUGAAUUUACUUCAUUUGGUUCCCAACGAGUUGGGGGCUGCUCUUCAUCCUCCAUCACGUCACUGAACAACAGAGGGAAAGGCAACUUCAAAUCAGUCAUAACGACCAGCAAAAUAGUUAAUGGCAUCAAAAUCACUACCAAGAGAAUUGUGAUGAAUGGAGAAGAAAGAGUAGACACCAUUAUUGACCAUUAAAAUUCUCAACAAUUGGAAAUUGACGGCAAAUCAUUGCUACUGAUGACAAGAAAUGAUGUAUUGACUGGACUUGCGUUAAAACUGGGGCCAGC